AUGGCGUCUGAACAGCCUACCGAAACGCCCUCCGGUGGCUCCCUCGGAGAUCGCAUUUCCAAGCCCGAUGAAGCAAAGCCUGAAGAGAAGCCAUCAGAAAACACGGAGGCGCCCGAGCAGACCGAUGGAACCCCGACACUACUAGGAGGCUCCGACCUUCAGGAGCCUGACUACUCAGUGGAGGUUAAGCUGAGUGAUCUUCAGGCCGAUCCUAAUAACCCCCUAUACUCUGUCAAGAACUUUGAAGACCUGGGAUUAGACCCCCGCAUCUUGCAAGGACUGUCCGCCAUGAAUUUCCGCAAACCAUCGAAAAUCCAAGAAAGAGCACUUCCCCUGCUUCUGAGCACCCCCGCGAAGAACCUCGUCGGUCAAUCCCAGUCGGGUACCGGAAAGACCGCCGCAUUCGUUUUGAACAUCCUAAGUCGCUUGGACCUUUCGUCAGAACAACAGCAGAAGACGCCCCAGGCCCUGAUCCUCGCUCCGACUCGUGAGUUGGCGCGUCAGAUUGUCGGCGUCAUUCAGGUCAUGGGUCAGUUCCUGGAUGGACUUGCCAUUGGUACCGCCGUUCCCGCCGACACCAACAGCCGUGUCGCCAAGAUGGAAUGCUCCGUGGUCGUUGGUACCCCGGGAACAGUGAUGGAUAUGGUCAAGAAGCGCAUUAUGGUCGCUAAUAAGUUGAAGGUGCUUGUUCUGGAUGAGGCCGAUAACAUGCUAGAUCAGCAAGGUCUGGGUGACCAGUGUAUCCGUGUCAAAGCGCUGCUCCCAAAGGAUAUCCAAAUCGUUCUAUUCUCCGCCACAUUCCCUGUUCACGUUCACCAAUACGCGUCGAAAUUUGCGCCGAACGCAAACGAAAUUACCUUGCAGCAUGAGGAACUGACGGUCGAGGGCAUUAAACAAUUGUACCUUGACUGCUCCGAUGAGGAAGACAAGUAUAAUACCCUUGUGAAGCUGUACGGACUUCUUACUGUCGGAUCCUCAAUCAUUUUCGUCAAGACACGUGCGUCUGCGGUGGAAAUUGAGAAGCGCAUGGUGGCGGAAGGCCACACGAUUGCCUCCCUGACUGGUGGCAUUGAGGGCUCACAGCGUGAUGCUGUCAUUGAUCAGUUCCGUGCUGGCCAUGCCAAGGUCUUGAUUACGACCAAUGUUCUUGCUCGAGGAAUCGACGUAUCCACGGUCUCCAUGGUUAUCAACUACGAUAUCCCCGAGGUCCAUCAGCCGGGAGCUCGCGAGCGCCAAGCCGACUUCCAGACCUACCUGCACCGUAUCGGUCGUACAGGACGUUUCGGCCGUGUCGGUGUCUCGAUCUCGUUCGUCUCGAACCGCGACGAGUGGAACAUGCUCAACCAGAUCCAGAAAUACUUCAACACGAACAUCCAGCGGAUCGAUACCAGGGACUGGGACGAGGUGGAGGAUGUGAUCAAGAAGACAAUCAAGAACACCCGUGCGCAAGCAGGAUUUCGAUGA
This is a messenger RNA of Aspergillus tanneri, 1464 nucleotides long. It is a transcript of the gene dbp5, whose product is annotated as ATP-dependent RNA helicase DBP5. The coding region runs from base 1 to 1464 and encodes 487 amino acids. Gene Ontology annotation, molecular function: RNA helicase activity; ATP binding; RNA binding. The record is from RefSeq and is a predicted model, not a curated record. Gene Ontology annotation, biological process: poly(A)+ mRNA export from nucleus. Gene Ontology annotation, cellular component: cytoplasmic stress granule; nucleus. Lineage: Eukaryota; Fungi; Ascomycota; Eurotiomycetes; Eurotiales; Aspergillaceae. The transcript is spliced from 6 exons.